Helianthus annuus (common sunflower) is the source of this 1337-nucleotide messenger RNA. Its product is annotated as probable protein phosphatase 2C 44. Gene Ontology annotation, cellular component: cytosol; nucleus. Gene Ontology annotation, molecular function: protein serine/threonine phosphatase activity. The transcript is spliced from 6 exons. The coding region runs from base 215 to 1087 and encodes 290 amino acids. The record is from RefSeq and is a predicted model, not a curated record. Gene Ontology annotation, biological process: protein dephosphorylation. Lineage: Eukaryota; Viridiplantae; Streptophyta; Magnoliopsida; Asterales; Asteraceae.
GUAAACGACCCUGUAUUCCCUAUCGAAGACUUGUAGCGCUUAAUCUCUGACUUCAAACACACUUGCAGAUUGAUUGAAGAUCCGUGUGAACUCGUUCCUCCUGAUUGUUCAAUCGCCUACAAAUCUUGACGAACUAGCAUCAUUAAUCGAUUGAUUACUUGAAGAAUUACAAAACCGCGGGAACGGUUUUUGUUCUCAUUUUUUGUUAUUAACGAUGGAGAAGAAGAAUCCGGCUGCAACUGGUGGAAUUCUGCACAAAAUUAAGAAAGUUGCUUGCCUUGAUGCAUCCCCGUCUGAUACGGGAAAAGGAAAAAGCAAGUCAGCUGAUAGCAAAGUGUUCCAUGGAUUUCACUUGGUAGAAGGGAAGUCUGGACAUGACAUGGAAGACUAUCAUGUUGCUGAAUACAGAACCAUAAAAGGCCAUGAGCUUGGGCUCUUUGCUAUAUUUGAUGGUCACUUGGGUGAUCGCGUACCGAGUUAUUUGAAAGAUAAUCUUUUUAACAACAUACUUGGUGAGCCAAUGUUUUGGAAAGAUCCUGAGACGGCGAUAAAAAACGCUUAUCGUUCUACUGAUAGAUUUAUCCUUGAGAAUGUGGGUCAACUAGGACCUGGUGGCUCAACAGCGGUUACCGCCAUUGUCAUUGAUGGAAGAGAUCUGUGGGUGGCGAAUAUAGGGGAUUCUAGAGCUGUUUUAUGUGAAAGGGGCUCAGCGAAUCAGCUCACAGUGGACCAUGAACCGCAUGUAGAAAGGAGGAGAAUCGAGAAACAGGGUGGAUUCGUGACUAAUCUUCCAGGUGAUGUUCCUCGAGUCAACGGUCAACUUGCUGUAGCUCGUGCUUUUGGAGACCAAAGCCUUAAAGCACAUCUUAGUUCAGAACCCGACAUACGACAUGUACCUAUUGACGCCACCAUAGAGCUUGUAAUAUUGGCCAGCGACGGCUUAUGGAAGGUGAUGAGCAACACCGAGGCGGUUGAUAUGGUGAAAUCCAUCAAAGAUCCUUUAGCAGCCGCCAAGCGUCUGACCACAGAGGCAUUAGCAAGAAAAAGCAAAGAUGAUAUAUCAUGCAUCGUCAUCCGAUUUGGUUGACCACCACGAACCGCCACAUCACCGCGCGCGUCCAUCCAUCAAGCUGUCUGGCUGACCAAGUCCAACUGGUAAGCAGAGUGAAUGCAGAAGGUAUUGUUACAAGAGCCAUGUGAUAAGAGCACGUGACUUGUUAUAAAACCAUGGACAGGUAUGUAUGGGUGCACUACAAUUAUUCAUCUUUUAUUCUCACAUGCAAUGUAACCGUUGUAGUGAUAUCAUAUUAUUUUUAUUUCCACUUAAGUACAUACAU